Messenger RNA from Sus scrofa (pig), 819 nucleotides. The record is from RefSeq and is a predicted model, not a curated record. Lineage: Eukaryota; Metazoa; Chordata; Mammalia; Artiodactyla; Suidae.
GCUGUGGUGUAGGCUGGCAGCUGCAGCUCCAAUGAGACCCCUUGCCUGGGAGCCUCCCCUGGGAACCUCCACAUGCGGCAUUUGCAGCCCUAAAAAGCACACACACAAAAAACCGCCCACGUUCCACUAAUAGAGGAGGAAGAAAUGUUAGACGCCGCGGGAAUGCAACAGACAAACCCCAGGAGCGGGGAAACACUAAAUCACCGAGGUUUCCCGCUGUGGCAGCAUCUCUGGAAGCUGGGCAGCACAGUGACAGGGGCAGGGACCUGGCAUUGCCUCAGCUGCAGCAUAGGUCACACCUGUGGCUCGGAUCUGAUCCCUGGCCCAGGGGCUCCAUGCGCCACAGGGCGGCCAACAAAAAAGCAAACAGGGUCUCUGCUGGUUGAUUGGGUUCUAGGGGAGAUGGCAGCAGCCGCAGCGAGUCGAGGGAUCCGCGCCAAAUUGGGCCUGCGUGAGAUUUGCAUCCAUGUAUGUCAGCACUCUCCUGGCAGCCAGGGCGUCAGGACUUCAUCGAGAAACACUGUGGAGCUGAAGAAGGCGAACCCCGACCUGCCCAUCCUCAUCCGCGAGUGCUCUGAUGUGCAGCCCAAGCUCUGGGCUCGCUACGCGUUUGGCCAAGAGAAGAAUGUCUCUUUGAACAACUUCAGUGCUGAUCAGGUAACCAGAACCCUGGAGAAUGUGCUAAGCGGCAGAGCCUGAAGCCUCCACUAAGGAUUAAGAGCCAAAGCCCCAGCGCCAGGACUCUGCUGGACUGAGCACAAUGUGGAGAAACGUGUUCUGUUCUUUUUUUUUUUUUUUUUUUUUUGUCUUUUGUCUUUC